AAAUUAAAGACAGGUGCUGUUCGCGACAUCGACCGUUACCAGAAAAAGUUAGCUGACCGUCUACAAAAGCAAGCAGAAUUAGAUAAGAACGAAAAUGGUGCGGAAGAGACAAGCUAACAUGGAGAGGUUUGCGGGCAGUAUUGCUAGUCUUGUUGGCGGAGAAAAGCAAAAGAACCGAUCUGGUCAAAGAAUCGGCAAACCUAAGUUUCAACUAGACAGAAAAAAGGAAAGAAAGCUUAAGAAAGAAGCUAAGAAGGAGAAAAGGAUAACACACAUUCUCCUGAAAGCAGGAGCACAACUUCCUGAAGCUGGGGAGCCUGGCAAAGCAGUCAAUAAUAAUGAUAAGGUGAGCAAAGAGAAAAAGAAUAAACCCAAAAAGACCUUAGUCGUCAGCAGAGAGAAUAUUCAGUCGUUACAGUCUAAACAAGACAUGAUUUACAAAUCUGCUGGAAGCAGUAAAAUGACUCCAGAAGAAGCCGAGGUUGCCAAUAAGAAAGAGGAUAGAGUUAUUAAAGAUAUGGGUAAACGCUUGGGUUUUAGAAAGAAAGGAGACGACAUAACACCCAAGUCAAUAGAUGCAGAUGGUCUAGGCUAUGUCUUGCAUUUCAAAGACGACAGCAAGAAAAAGGAGAAGCAAAAAGAGCUAGCGGAAUCUGCUGCUGACGACUUAUUUAAAGAUCUUGAUGACUCUGGCGAUGAAACCAAGAAACCUGACGAAGGUGAAGAUGAUGAUUCUGAUUUUGAUGAUUUCGGUGAGGAGGAUCAGGUUGAUGAAGAGUUUUCUAUGGAUGAGGAAGGUGGGUUUGAUGAGGACACUCCCAUGUCAGGAGGAGAAGAAGAUGCUGAAGAAAUACCUCCAGAAGAUGAAGAAUUCUCUGAUGAGGAUUGCAAGAAAGCAGAAACUAACGUCGAGAAAGACGCAGAAGGUGAUGCUCUUAAUAACGAAGAGGAAACAAAUUCAUCUAUAACGAAGGUUGAAACCCCUGCCCCCACAACAUAUUUACCACCUCACCUUAGAAACCUUGAUCCUAACGCUAUCUUGAAAAGGAAAAUACGAGGUUACGUCAACAAAGUCUCUACCUCAAACAUCAAACAGAUUUUAACCGACGUUGAACUCGUGUAUCAAGACUACCCCCGAGGAGAAGUGAACAGGGCAAUCCUAGAGGCUGUCUCCCGGUCACUCCUCAUCAACACCAUCAUGCCCGCUAGGUUGUGUGCUGAGCACAUAUUACUCAUCGCUUGUAUGACGGCUAAUAUUGGUCCCGAGUUUGUUAGUCCAUUGCUUGAGGAUCUAGCUGAGAAACUUACCGAAGAGAUGACUGAAAGACACGGAAAACUGCUCAACAACAUUGUUUCGAUGAUUUGCUUUCUAUAUGCUUUGAAAGUCGUGUCCUGCAACUUGAUAUUUGAAAUCAUUAGAACUCUGUUGAAAUCUUUUACUGAGGCUGAUUUAGAAGUUCUGCUUUACAUCUUCAAAUCUGUCGGGCUCGAUAUCCGCAAAGAUGAUCCUCAAGCACUGAAAGACAUUGUUCAGAUUGUCAAUGAAACUGGUGCCAAAAUCAAAGAAAAAUCAUCGCGAUUCAUUUGGUUUGUCGAAACACUAACCGCAGUGAAGAACAACAACGUCAACAAAAUUCCAAACUACGACAAAUCUGAUAUUACUGAGAUCCAGAAAGCGUACAAAGCUGCAGUAAAACAAGCUCCAAACAACCUCCAAGUCACAUUAAGAGACCUGCUGGACGCUAAAACUAAAGGAAGGUGGUGGGUUAUAGGGGCCGCUUGGACCGGGUUGGAAGAGAAUAGAAAGGUGAAACAGGUGGAGUUUGAUAGUAAGUUGCUGGCACUUGCUAAGAAGAACCACAUGAACACAGAGGUUAGACGGAAUGUUUUCUGUGUUUUGAUGUCCUCAGAGGACUACGAGCAUUGCUUUGUGAAGAUGAUGAAACUCAAUGUCAAGGACAAGCAAGAGCGAGAGAUCAUUUAUGUGACUGUUCUAUGUGCUUUGAAGUGUAAGACUUUCAAUCCUUACUAUGUCAAUGUUAUCAAGAAGUUUUGUGAACAUAGUAAGAAUUAUCAGAUAACCAUGCAGUUUUCAAUUUGGGACAGGUUGAAGGAUCUGAAGUCUCUGAAUGCUACCAAAACUAGGAACUUUAUUUUACUUUUGUCAUCCUUGAUCUCAAACAAAACUAUUUCAUUAUCAGUUCUUAAAAUCGUAAAUUUUGCAGAGAUUGGCACUGAUGAUGUUGACUUUUUCAAAGAAUUAUUCCGUAAGAUUUUGAAUGUAUCAGAGGUUCUGAUAACUGAAAUAUUUGGACGUUUACAACCGUUACCUCUAGACAAUCUUAAAAAUGGGAUCAAAGUGUUUCUGAAACAUUUCCUUAAACCUGAGUUAAAUGCAGAGGAGAAGAAGAAUCUUAGAAUUGCUUUGAAGUGCUUUUGAUUUCGUGUGACUGGGUCGACGGACAGAUAAUUUAUUAAGUCACUGAGUAGCUUUUAUUCAAAUGUUAUUCUCUAAGAAUCCAAUAAUUUAU
Bolinopsis microptera is the source of this 2531-nucleotide messenger RNA. RefSeq names its product nucleolar MIF4G domain-containing protein 1-like. Gene Ontology annotation, molecular function: RNA binding; protein binding. Gene Ontology annotation, cellular component: nucleolus. NCBI's taxonomy places the organism in Eukaryota, Metazoa, Ctenophora, Tentaculata, Lobata, Bolinopsidae. Gene Ontology annotation, biological process: ribosomal small subunit biogenesis. The record is from RefSeq and is a predicted model, not a curated record.